This is a messenger RNA of Pangasianodon hypophthalmus (striped catfish), 1291 nucleotides long. RefSeq names its product membrane-anchored junction protein. NCBI's taxonomy places the organism in Eukaryota, Metazoa, Chordata, Actinopteri, Siluriformes, Pangasiidae. Bases 141 to 896 code for a protein of 251 amino acids. Gene Ontology annotation, molecular function: DNA binding. The transcript has 11 exons. Gene Ontology annotation, biological process: meiotic attachment of telomere to nuclear envelope; homologous chromosome pairing at meiosis. Gene Ontology annotation, cellular component: nuclear inner membrane. The record is from RefSeq and is a predicted model, not a curated record.
ACUGCCGCGGCUUACUGGACGCUGAACCGUCCAAUCAGAUGAGCGCGGGAUUGACAGCGUUAACUCUUAACUGUUAGGACUUAGGAGACUUUCUUGACUGACAGAACAUACCGGUCAGUCUCUUCAAGUGAAGUAACAUCAUGCCAAUCCAGGCCUUCUCAUUCCCUAUACCUGAAACCAGAUUCUUUCAGGUUGGCCAACACAUCUACAAGUUCAAGAUAAGACGAGGAAGUAAAAUCAGUGGUGAAGAAGACAUGUUGGACAGUGAGUUUGUCAAUCAGGAGCUUGAGAAUGCUAUACGAGUUGUACUCAUGAGCCUGGACCAUCUUCAUCCAUUCGCCACUCAGCAUUUCAACAUCUUUCCCUAUAAGAGUAGGUGGGAGCGUGUGUCGGAGUUGAGAUUCAGGAAAGGAGACAAAAAAUUAUUUGCUUACCCCUUCCUCAUCACAUUGUACGUGGAGACAAAUGAGACAAUCCCUCCACUUACAGUGAACCAUGCAAACAAAUGGGUCCCUUCAGAGAGGGAAUCUAGAUUGGACAGGCCACAUCUUCCUGCUUCCUGUGCCCUUCCCCCAGCUAAUGAACCCAAGCGCAGGAGAACAGAGGAACCACAAGAGGGCCCUGUGAGCUCAGACCACCAUUAUGACGAGGUGGACACACAUCUGUGUCUCCAACAGUUGCCGAACCUGUCUGAAGGUGCAGAAGAGAUGGUUUGUGGCAAUGAGGUAUAUGCUGAUUCAGAGGAGUCUUCACCAGGUGCCACAAGCCCAGAGUUUCAUGUUGUUGAGCAGGAUGCCCCUGACUCUAAAUCCACAGAGAGAGAGAAACCUGGAGUACUUGCUAGACUGGCUAGCAUUGCAGCGUUUCCCUUCUCCCUGCUGUUCAGACGGAGCUGAUGACACUGUCAAGUUCACAGGCAUUUUCAUAUUAGUCCUUACCAUAAUUAUUUGAAAAUGAAUUCUAUUAAUCCCAGAAAAUGUUUGUGUUCUUUUACAAAAGACAUCACAUUUCACAAUUUUGAAUAAAAAAAAGUAUAUUUGAGAUGAAAACUCCACUUGCAACCUGCCCCUCUCUUAGAAAAGCCUGUGUUUUGUGCCCUCGCUAGUAUGAAGGAGGUGACUUCAUUAGUUCACUUAGGCUUUACAUACUCGUCUCCUGUCUCUGCUCAUCUUCCCCAAUCACACAUUUACCCUACAGCAGCCUUCAAGAUCAUUACAAGCUACGCUCUUAGGGAAAAAUAGGGUUUCUGAAGGGUUCUAAGGCCACCUUUCCUAAAAAUGAAACUUUUGUC